CUAAGUGAACCAGGACUCGGCAUGAACGGUGCCACGCGUAAAUAAAUCCUUUUGAGUCUGGCCGUUUGGUUUCCGACAAUUUUCAACGUCUGCGUUUAUCACCGUUUGUCGUCGCGCGCACACACAUUCACACAAACACACGUGCAUCGACAUAUUUUCCACCGCACAAAACGCGCGUACGUAAGGGGAAACGAACGAACGGACGUGUUUACGGGAGAUAAAUCAGAUUUCGAGUGCCCGCUUUCGCACCGGUGCCGCCGCAAGACGAGGGUUGCGGGUAAAUUCGUAACGUCAAUAGUGCAUGAUUUACAUGAAAUCCCAACGUCGUUGUCCUUUGAAUUUGAUCGCGUGUGAGAACAUUAGAUGUGUUGUAAACUCGGGAUUGGAUUCGUAAUUCUAUGAGUUCGUCGUACCUGGGAAACCAUUACUUCGAAAAUGUAGGCUACUCACAAUGAAAAAAUGAAAUUCGCCAGCUGCAUUUUGAAGACCGCAAUAUGCAUAGCGCUAGACAUCGUGUUUACGUUGUCGGUCGUUUCACCAAGUGAAGACGUCACCAAGUUAACACAGUUCGGAUGCAGGUGGUUCGGUGGUAUUGUCGGAAUGGUAUCGUGCAACUGUACUUCGGAUGCUGAAGAGAUGUACAUCGAGCCGAACUCCAUCCCUGGAUUCGACACCUCGAUUAUAGAGAUAAACAGAUGCCCCAAAGUUCGCUUCGCGCCGCACUCGAUCUCCGAUCUGCGCAACCUUCGUAGAGUGUCCCUCAACUCGAUCGCGUCGGUAUCGUUCGAGGAAAGCAGCAUGAACUGGUACGGCUAUCGGGACGUCGGCGGCCAAGAAGAGCGGUUCGACUUAACAGUACCUUCGCUCAAAGUGAUCUUAAGAAACUGCGUGGUGGAAAAAAUCGCAUCGCAAGCCUUUAGCGGACGCAUCAACGAAAUCUCCUUCGAGGACGUUACGGUGGACGCGGUGGAUUCAUUUGCCUUUUCCAACUUGCUCCAAACCGAAAACGUAGCGUUCAAGUACACCACGUUCAAGGACGUCAAACCGCAGGCCUUUAAAAAGUUCGGCACGGAAUACCUUACGCUAGAUGGCGUCAGCGCGUACUUCGUGCCGAGCAGAACGUUCUCCAACGUGAGCGUGCACCAGAGAUUUUCGAUAAUAAACUCGAACUUGGAAUCGGUAAGGCCGGGGGCGUUUUUCAUUUACAACCCGUCGACGUUCGAAGUGAUCAACACGCGAAUCUCGCAGCUCGACGGGGAAGCUUUCAAAGUGAUGACGCGAGGAGACGUGGUGUUCAGAAACAACGUGUUUAACGACAUUCAUGAAGGAGCGUUCGUGGGUAUCCGUUUGAACAGGGCAGAGGUUACGGGUUCGCACAGUAUAACCUUCGAUUCGAAUACUUUUUCGACCCUGAGGAGCGGCUCCCUGCAGGUGGUGGGAUUCGACACCAGAUUCGCUAACUUAAACGUCAAUCAAAGCUGCGACUGCGAGCUCGUGGAAGACCUACAGCUAACGCAAUUUUUCAACGACGUCAGGUGUUUAAACGAUGACGUAUAUGUGACGGUACGUGACUACGCGUCGCGGAGUUGUUCGGUAGUAGCCGGUUAUACUACCGUCAUAGUGAUAACGUGCGUGGUGAUACUCGCGGUAGCCCUCGCUUUGAUCGGCCUCUACGUAUAUUACAAAACCGUUUAUUUGAGUAAGAAAUACGAAACCGAUAAGGUGAGAAACAAUCCGGGAAAAAUCAGUCUGAUCGUGCCCGAUGGGAAAACUUAUAAAGAAACGGAAAUACAUGUGAUAUUGGAAAAAGCUGAUCUCCUCACUACGGAACUGUAACGAUGACGCUAAUUUGUAGUAGUUUGACAAAAAUCCUAAAGUAUUGUGUUACACCAAAGAAAUAUCAUGUCCAUGGUAUUGCAAAAAUAAAAACGAAAAC
Messenger RNA from Cylas formicarius (sweet potato weevil), 1936 nucleotides. RefSeq lists its product as uncharacterized. Bases 460 to 1836 code for a protein of 458 amino acids. The transcript has 3 exons. The record is from RefSeq and is a predicted model, not a curated record. Lineage: Eukaryota; Metazoa; Arthropoda; Insecta; Coleoptera; Brentidae.